Gryllus bimaculatus (two-spotted cricket) is the source of this 2687-nucleotide messenger RNA. NCBI's taxonomy places the organism in Eukaryota, Metazoa, Arthropoda, Insecta, Orthoptera, Gryllidae. The record is from the annotation of a GenBank genome assembly.
AGACAAUCCUCCAAAAUGGCACUGGUGAUGCUACCAUGUGAUUUGCCCUGGUGGCCUCAGGUGCAGAGACAGCUCACACAAUUGGCCCUGUCGCGUUCUAGCCGUGAACUCAUUGAAACAAUGGAAAAGAUUCACAGCAUGUGCAACAUCAGUCUGGACCCUGAUGAAGAAGCUCCAGAUCCUGCACUCUUUCAAGCUCUUGAGCGCUUCCUAGAAGAAGAUCUGACUCCCGAGGAGAGAAGACACUUCCUUGAGAAGACAUCACCAGCAAUGGUUAUGUCCAGUAAGGACUGGCUCACAAUUGAAGAUUGGCUGGAGUGUGGCCUUCCUCUUGUACCUCUUCUUGUCAGGCAUGAAGGACGGUUGGAUCGAGCUGAACCAGACUCUCUACAUGUCUGCUUUAGCUCAAGUCGAGUUGGAGGUGAUGUUCUUUCAGAUGGAUUUACUCAGGAAUGCCUACAAUUCUGUACCCAACCAGAACUUCUAACUAUGUUGUCAUGUGUAGAAGCUCUUGAAGACAAUGAAGUACUUGCCAUAGAUGGGGUGAUGCAAGUGGCUAGAAUAUCAGGGCCUCGGCAUCGAGCAUCUAUGGACCCUCUUGCCAAGCCUCCUCUUUUGAGUGUGUGCUGCAUGGAUGCAGAAAUUUAUACUACGUUACCUAUUAGCCAGUUGGAAGAAGAUAAUGUGUUGAGGGAGCUCAACAAAGCUCUCCUGGGCUUUCGACAGAAGUGCAAUCCCAGUACUCCAACACUUGACUUGUCACCAAACGCCCCACCGACUUCCACUGCCUCUAGCAACACCACCACCAGUGGUACAUCAACUCUAGGCCAGCAGCAGAGCAAGCGACUCAGCCCGAUAGGAGAGUCUUUCAGUUCGACUCCACCUGAGAAGCCGCCGGCGCCGGUCGCGGCCGUGGCCGUGGGCGUGCCCACGCUAGGGCCCGGCGGGCGGCGCGGCCGCUUCAUCGUGUUGGGCUCCUCGGGCGAGUGCCUGCCCGUCAGCCGCGCAGCCUGCUCGCUCUACUCCAGCUGCCAGUCCGAAUCCGACGAGGAGUUCCACAGCGCGCGCACCAGCCUCGAGCAUGACGACAGCGGGUGCGGCGCGGCGGGUCCCGCGGCUUCAUGCUGCAGGAGGACUCGACGGAUGCGCACCUGGAGCGCGAGAGGCGGCGCGCGCAGCGCCGGUCGGGCGCGCGCGGCACCCGCGGCGCCUCCUCCUGCUACAGCUUCAGCACCGAGUGCAGCUCAGCGCACGCUCAGCGACUCGUUCGCCGGCGCGGCUGUUGCCGAGGGCGCGGCGGGCGCGGGCGGUGCGACCUGGGACGAGCCGGCGCGGGGCGCGCACCGCAUCGCCGCCGUCGCGCGCUCGCUCUCGCUCGAGCUGGCGCGCCACAACCACCGCCUCGCCGCGCAGCUGUUGGAUACCGUGGCUCGGGUGCUUCUUGAUCGUCGUUGGACAGUAGGAGAGCUUGUGACUGCUACUCUUCGUCAUGCACAGGACACACUGCAGGCUACAGCUGCUGGUAGCACCCCACCUGGCUGUCUCUUUGAUGAAUUGCUGGGAAUGGAGAAACCUUCCGCAGCGCCCACUACCACCCUUUGAGGUACUAGGCUUAUCCAUUGGACUUUCAGAUGGAAAUUAUCCAAGGAACAAGAGUAACAUUUUAAAAACAUCUUGCCCUCAAUAAUCAAAAUGCCAAAUAUGAUAUGGAACGUUUCAGACUUGAAUGAUUUGACAUUUAAGUUAUAUGACUCACCAGUCAUAAAAGAUUCCAAUUUUCAUACUCUUAAAAAGUCACAUUUCAUGUGCUUCCAAGGCUUGACAAAACCUGUACAAGUUACUACUAUGCAAUACCACAAAGACUUACUGCCUUCAUCCAGUCUUCCAGUAAUGACAAUAGAGGCAAUGCUCCUCCAGCAGGGAGUCAGUGAGCAUUGUUAGAUUGGCAAAUAAAAGUAGACUGGGUCUUGGCUGUAGAGUGAAUUGUGAAUACUGUAGAUACCUAUUGUACAGUGUACUAUAUUCUGUAUUAAAAUGUCUAGCUCCCUGCUUUUCUAGAGUAUUUUACACAAAUAUUUGUAGUAAUAUUAUCUAAAGAAAUAUUUUUGAUUGAGUUGCAAGUUCUCCUCAGCAGGUUUAAAUUAUAAAAUAAGCCAUUUACGUACAAAAUAAUGGAUUUGAUAAUGUAUUUUUAUGCACAGGAAAUUAUAUUCCAUAAUGUAAAGGCUUAUAAGUAAUAAAGAUCCUGUGAACUAUAUUAUAACGGUUGGUGUUAGAAAGCAGUUCCCUUUCAUCUGAACUGGAUUCUUUAGUAGGGAGAAUAAAUGGAAAUUGUAACUUCCUACUUAGUACAGUCACAAGUGCAAGUACUAAUUUUUAAGUAUUCUGUUUUUGUGUUUGUGUACAAAUUUUUAUCAAUCACUUGAUGAAAAUCAAACAAUUAUUUUCUAGUCACUUCAAAUUUUGUGCAACAAUAGUUCUCAAUCUUUCAGUUUGUUAUAACAAAGAGAUAAGUACUGAAAGUUGAGGAAUACUGUUUUACAGAAUUGCUCAUAAAACGAGUUCCUUGUUGGAGUGUUUGGAACUUAUUUGUUAAAAAGUAACUUGUUUUCAAUGAUACAAAGACUGAAAUAAAGGACACCAUUGUUUUGUAAUUCUGUGUAUCAUUUCCAUCAGAUGUAUCAAGC